Molecule: messenger RNA, 2485 nt
Organism: Linepithema humile (Argentine ant)
Lineage: Eukaryota; Metazoa; Arthropoda; Insecta; Hymenoptera; Formicidae
Gene: Mfe2
Product: peroxisomal Multifunctional enzyme type 2
Cellular component (GO): cytosol
Molecular function (GO): oxidoreductase activity
Source: RefSeq, a predicted model, not a curated record
GUGUAAAUGUUGAGAUUAUUCAGUGGACUUUAAACAUAAGUAAUUAAAUUCUGCCUUAUCAUUGAGCAAAUACAGUCUUCCUGUUGUGAAGAACAGUUAAAAGGGUUAAACUUGAGCUGACAGAUUGUUACGGUUUAUAAAUUGUCAAAAUUUAUGUUUAAUAUUUUUGCUAAAUAUAUAAAAAUGCCACAGCAAUUGCGUUAUGACGGCCGAGUAGUUGCGGUAACGGGAGCAGGCGCAGGAUUAGGACGAGUUUAUGCAUUGUUGUUUGCAUCUAGAGGGGCUAAUGUGGUCGUAAAUGAUUUAGGAGGCAGUAGACAUGGAGAUGGAAGCAGCACCAAGAGUGCUGACACCGUGGUCCAAGAAAUUCGGCGAAAUGGAGGAAAAGCUGUUGCGAAUUAUGAUUCAGUGUUGGACGGGGAGAAAAUUAUUAAAACGGCAAUUGAUGCAUUCGGUCGUAUUGACGUUAUUGUUAAUAAUGCCGGUAUUCUAAGAGAUGUAUCAUUCAUGAAAAUGUCUGAUGCGCAAUGGGACACGAUACACGACGUUCAUCUUAAAGGUUCUAUGAAAACAACUCGAGCAGCUUGGCCGCAUUUUAUUAAGCAAAAGUACGGCCGUGUAAUUUUUACUUCUAGUAACAGCGGUCUGUAUGGAAAUUUCGGACAAUCCAAUUACAGCUCGGCAAAACUAGGUCUUGUGGGAUUAGCGAAUACAUUGGCCAUUGAAGGUGCAACAAAAAAUAUUUACACCAAUGUGAUAGUGCCCACAGCUGGCUCGCGUUUAACGGAAGAUAUUCUUCCACCAGAUUUCUUCGAUCAAUUAAAGCCUGAAUUAAUAGCACCCGUUGUUUUUUGGUUGUGUCACGAAAAGUGUAAUGAAAACGGUUCAAUAAUCGAAGCGGCAUUAGGCUGGGCUGGCAAGUGUCACUUGGUUCGCUCUUCGGGUUCUGUUCUGCGGCAAAGCUUAUCAGACGAUGUUACGCCAGAAAACGUACAACAAAAUUGGUCAAAAGUAACCGACAUGACUUCGACAAAGCGACUCAAUAAUAUUCAGGAAGCAACAGGAGAACUGUUAAGUGUUAUUGAAACCUUAAAAGAUGAUGUUUCUUCAGAAAAAGGAAUCUAUGUUAUCGGUAAUAAUUAUGGUAAUCGUGACAUUAUAUUGUACGCGCUUGGAGUCGGAGCCACAGUUCAAGAACCAAGCGAUAUCCGUUACUUGUAUGAAAAUGCUGACGAAUUCGCUGUUGUACCUACUUUCUAUGCUUUGUAUGGACCUGAAGGAUGCAUGAAUACUUCCAUAGUGCAGGAUGCUCUGCCAAAUGCACAAUUCGAUCCAACAAGGUCACUCCAUGGUGAGCAAUAUCUAGAAGUUUUUAAAAAACUUCCUACAGAAGCAACAGUAGAGACUCGCUUCGAAGUUCAAGAUGUUUUGGAUAAGGGAUCAGGCGCUGUUGUCUUAGUUAAACAUGAGACUUAUGAUGUAACAAAUGAAGAGAAGCUGUCGACUGGACAAUUAUCUGUAUUCGUUGUUGGCGCAGGUGGUUUUCAAGGAAAACGAACAUCGCAACAUGUCAUUCCAACUAUUGAUCCUCCCUCUCGCAAUCCAGAUGCAACAAUUACACAACAGACUAGCUUUGAUCAAGCUGCUUUAUAUAGAUUGAACGGAGAUUUCAAUCCUUUGCAUAUUGAUUCGAAUAUUGCUGCCAUGGCAGGAUAUGAAAGACCAAUAUUGCAUGGGUUAUGUUCUUUGGGAUUUUCUACCCGCCACGUUCUUCAGACUUACGCUGCUGGAGAUCCAUAUUUAUUCAAAUCCAUUAAGGCGAGAUUUGCAAAGCCAGUCUUGCCGGGACAAACGUUGCGUACUGAUAUGUGGCGUGACGGUAACAGGAUACAUUUCCAGACGUCUCUCGUCGAGUCCGGCGUACCAGUUGUAACAGGCGCUUACAUUGACCUGUUGGACGUUAAAAUGGAAAUACCACGCGCGAAUCCGUGUUCCGGAACGGAAGACGUACAGAGUGACGCUAUAUUUACAGCCAUUGCCGAACAAGUGAAAUUAAAUCCGGAUCAAGCUAAGAAAGUUAACGCAGUCUUCCUUUACAACAUUACCGUGAAUGGAAAGCCGACGUCUGAAUGGACUCUCGACUUGAAGAACGCUGAAGUGCACAAAGGAAAACCUAAAUCUGGAAAAGCAGACGCGACGCUCACUUUGGAUGAUAAUGAUAUGGUUGAAAUUGCACUGGGGAAAUUAAAUCCACAAGUGGCAUUUAUGCGUGGAAAAUUGAAAAUAAGCGGAAAUAUCCUGCUGACACAAAAAUUAAAAACUCUUAUGGAAACUAACAAAGCGAAGCUAUGAUUCUUUUACAUUCUUAUCAUAACUUGAAACGCUUAACCUAGCUGAAGGUAUUCGUUAUGGGCUGGGAACAUGUAUACAAAUAGAUGUGUGUGUGCGCGCGCGUGUGUAUAUAUAUAUGUAUAUAUAUAUACAC